AUUCCGUCAGUUUGGAUGAAGCGGCGCUCCAGUGAAGGACGGUCGGUGCGCAUUUAUCGGCAAUCAGUGUUCCACGUUUUGUGACGUGUCGAGCGACGGUUUUCGGUUCUCUAAUUGCCGUAUCAAGCGCGUGAUACACUCCUACCAAGAGCCGACAUGACGGGCAAGUGUCCCUUCCAUAACCCCGUCUACAUCGCAACUGCAACUGCCCUGAUAGCUGGGGCUAUGUAUUGGUUGUGGAAGAGAGGGGGUUGCGGCGGAAAAUGCGCCAGUUGCAAAUGCAAGGUCAACCCGGGAAUCGAUAAGUCGAAAGCCAAGGUCGUCAACACGGUCGAUAUCGAAGACAUCGGGGACAAAGCCGUAUUCUGCAGGUGCUGGAGAAGUUCGAAAUUCCCAUAUUGCGACGGCACUCACACCAAGUUCAACCAAGAGUCUGGGGAAAAUGUGGGUCCACUCAUCGUGCAGAAGAAGAAGUGAGUCGGAGGUGCUUCAUCAGCUGAGGCAGCAUUUCUCCACGAAUAGAGACUGAUAGUAAGAGAGAUGGACUAGACUAAUGCCGACGUAUCGGAAUUUCGAUGUAGAGAAAAGCCAAAGCUCUCAUUGAUGCACGAAUAAAACCAUUUCCCUCUGACAU
Messenger RNA from Galendromus occidentalis (western predatory mite), 634 nucleotides. RefSeq names its product CDGSH iron sulfur domain 2 (gene Cisd2). Gene Ontology annotation, cellular component: mitochondrial outer membrane; intracellular membrane-bounded organelle. The transcript is spliced from 3 exons. Gene Ontology annotation, biological process: regulation of autophagy. Bases 157 to 477 code for a protein of 106 amino acids. The record is from RefSeq and is a predicted model, not a curated record. Gene Ontology annotation, molecular function: 2 iron, 2 sulfur cluster binding. Lineage: Eukaryota; Metazoa; Arthropoda; Arachnida; Mesostigmata; Phytoseiidae.